Cannabis sativa is the source of this 2004-nucleotide messenger RNA. RefSeq lists its product as uncharacterized. The transcript has a single exon. Lineage: Eukaryota; Viridiplantae; Streptophyta; Magnoliopsida; Rosales; Cannabaceae. The record is from RefSeq and is a predicted model, not a curated record. Bases 1 to 2004 code for a protein of 667 amino acids.
AUGGAUAGAAAUUGGAUGAGUGCGAAUAGAUUAUCAGCGGAGUAUAGUGAAGGAGUUGACCAUUUCUUGGACUUUUGUCAGAAGAAUGCUAAAAAUACUAAAUUGGUUCUUUGUCCUUGUCUUAAAUGUGGUAACAUGGAGCGUGUGGACAUUGCUAGUAUAAAGGAGCAUUUAUUUAGGAACGGAAUAGACAAGAGUUAUAAGGUUUGGGUUUACCACGGGGAAAAGAAUAGAGUUUCUGGCGAGGGAACGUCUAAGUCUAACAAGGUUAAGGGUGUUAAUUUGGAGUAUGAGGAUGAUCACAUUCCAGAAAUGAUUGGAGAUGCACAAUAUGAAUUAAAUGUCGAUCCUUUGAAAUUUCAAAGUUUUGUAGAGGAUGCCGAGAAGCCUAUUUACCCUAAUUGUAAUAGGUUUACUAAGUUGUCGACACUUAUUAGAUUAUACAACAUAAAAGCCAAACACGGGUGGAGUGAUAAGAGUUUUUCGAAUUUACUAGCUUUCCUAGUAGAGUUAUUACCGGAAGGUAAUGUGGUGCCUUCAUCUUUUUAUGAGGCGAAGAAGACACUUUCUUCGUUAGGCAUGCAAUAUGAAAAAAUACAUGCAUGUCCUAACGAUUGCAUCCUAUACCGUAAGAUGUUUGUGGAUCCAAUAUGGUGUCCCACUUGUGGUGAGUCUAGGUGGCAAAAGAAAAAGAAUUCUGACGAGGUAAAGGUUGGUGUCCCUGCAAAAGUAUUAUGGUACUUACCCCCAAUACCUCGUUUGGUUCGGUUUUUUCAAAAUGCCAAUCAUGCAAAAAAUUUAAUUUGGCAUGCCAGCGAUAGAAAGGUAGAUGGUAAGAUGAGACAUCCAGCUGACUCACCCGCUUGGAAAUCAAUCGAUGCUAGGUGGCCUGAAUUUGGCAAUGAACCUAGGAAUAUCCGUCUUGGUAUUUCUGCCGACGGAAUCAAUCCACAUACCAGCCUUAGCAGUAAGUAUAGUUGCUGGCCAGUUUUGCUUGUGAUGUAUAACUUGCCGCCUUGGUUGGUAAUGAAGAGGAAGUUCACUAAGCUUACACUGUUGAUAUCAGGCCCUUCACAGCCUGGUAAUGACAUUGAUGUGUACUUAGCCCCUCUACUUGAUGAUUUGAGUCAAUUGUGGCAUGAGGGUGUUUCUGCUUACGAUGCCUUUAGGAAAGAAGAGUUCAAUCUUAAAGCCAUAUUACUGUGGACCAUUAAUGAUUUUCCAGCUUUCGGAAAUCUUUCUGGAUACAGUGUGAAAGGGUACAAAGCAUGUCCUAUUUGUGAGGAGAGAACAUGUUCUAUGUAUUUAAAACACUCGAAGAAGAUGUGUUACAUGGGACACCGAAGGUUUUUGCCAAAAGAACAUGUGUUUCGCACUUGGAAAAAAGCAUUUGACGGUAAGCAAGAAUUUGGAUUGCCACCGCCACCUUUGCUAGGGGAACAAGUGUUAGAAAAGUUGAAUAAAGUUCAAUUCCACCUUGGAAAGCGAAAAGCAAAUCCAAAGAAAAGAAAAGGUCGUCGUGAGAAAAGUGACGUUGUUGAAAAUGAACCUCAAGGGCCAUGGAAGAAGAAGUCAAUAUUUUUUGAGCUCGAGUAUUGGAAGCAUUUGUUGAUACGUCAUAAUCUGGAUGUGAUGCACAUCGAGAAAAAUGUGUCAGACAGCUUGCUUAAUACCUUGUUCAAUAUUCCUGGGCGUAGCAAAGAUGGAAUCAAAUCCCGCUUAGAUUUGAAAGAGUUAGGGAUUCGUUCCAAUUUACACCCACAAGUUGUUGGUCGACGAACGUUCUUACCACCAGCUUGUCAUGCUCUAACUAAAGCAGAAAAACAAUCUUUGUGCGGUUCUAUCUCCCAGGUGAAAGUACCUGAAGAGUACUCCUCAAAUGUCUCUGAUUGGGUAGAUAUGAAAAAAAUUAAUUUUGAGUGGUCUGAAAUCUCACGAUCAUCAUAUAUUGAUUCAACAUAUUCUACCAGUGAGUAUCCGUUCUGUGUUGCCAAAGAAAGUUAG